Messenger RNA from Cucumis sativus (cucumber), 1125 nucleotides. RefSeq names its product derlin-2.2. Bases 147 to 881 code for a protein of 244 amino acids. Gene Ontology annotation, cellular component: endoplasmic reticulum membrane; Hrd1p ubiquitin ligase ERAD-L complex. Gene Ontology annotation, molecular function: misfolded protein binding; ubiquitin-specific protease binding. The record is from RefSeq and is a predicted model, not a curated record. The transcript is spliced from 7 exons. NCBI's taxonomy places the organism in Eukaryota, Viridiplantae, Streptophyta, Magnoliopsida, Cucurbitales, Cucurbitaceae. Gene Ontology annotation, biological process: endoplasmic reticulum unfolded protein response.
CGGGGAAUAGCGAGUUUGUUUUCUUUCGCCGUCUUUCUCCUCUAAAUUUUUUCCUUUCCGACUCUGCGGAUCUCUUUCCCAGUUGGGAUUUCGCCGGAGAAUCUCUUUCGCUCCGAGCUCCGGGAAUCAUUUCUUUCUGAGAUUCGAUGGCUCAAGCCGUUGAAGAAUGGUACAAGCAAAUGCCUAUUAUCACCCGUUCCUAUCUCACGGCUGCUAUUGCUACCACAAUUGGUUGUUCUCUUGAUAUUAUCUCUCCGCAUCAUCUUUACUUGAACCCUAUCCUUGUGGCCAAGAAGUAUCAGUUCUGGCGUCUCAUUACCAACUUCUUGUUCUUCCGUAAAAUGGAUUUGGAUUUUUUGUUUCACAUGUUUUUUCUUGCCCGAUACUGCAAACUUCUGGAAGAAAACUCUUUUAGGGGAAGGACAGCUGAUUUCUUUUAUAUGCUCUUAUUUGGGGCCACGGUGCUGACUGGAAUUGUUUUGGUUGGGGGAAUGAUACCUUACUUGUCUGAGUCAAUUGCUGAAGUUAUAUUCCUUAGCAACUCUCUGACGUUCAUGAUGGUUUAUGUGUGGAGCAAACAGAACCCAUUCAUCCAUAUGAGCUUUUUAGGCCUCUUUACUUUCACGGCAGCUUACCUGCCCUGGGUUCUAUUAGGAUUCUCUGUACUUGUGGGGGCCAGUGCUUGGGUGGAUCUACUGGGUAUGGUUGCUGGCCACGCAUACUAUUUUCUUGAAGAUGUGUACCCACGAAUGACAGGUCGUCGACCAUUGAAAACCCCAUCCUUUAUCAAGGCAUUGUUUGCUGAUGAAGCUGUUGUAGUGGCACGACCUGCGGAUUUGAGAUUUGCGGCCCCCGCUGCUGAGGAUAUUCAUCAAGAUUAGUUUGUUAGACACUUGAACAAAUCUAGUGAUCCAUCUUUUGGGCAUUCAUUCACCCUAGAAAGGAGCAACCCCUGAUGACGAGGAAUUGUAAUUUUCAUCUGUAACAUAGCAUAACCAAAUCUGGCUUUAUUUUCUCCCCCCCGUUUUUGGUAUUGGCUUUGUGCGAUAGUGAUUUGAAUCUCAAUUUCAUUUGCAUUGGAAUUUCUUGAUUCAAAAUUAUGCAAAUGAAGACUAAUUUAACCCA